Molecule: messenger RNA, 5948 nt
Organism: Rhipicephalus sanguineus (brown dog tick)
Lineage: Eukaryota; Metazoa; Arthropoda; Arachnida; Ixodida; Ixodidae
Product: serine/arginine-rich splicing factor 5
Exons: 8
Coding region: 127-972 (281 amino acids)
Biological process (GO): alternative mRNA splicing, via spliceosome; mRNA splice site recognition
Cellular component (GO): nucleus; cytoplasm; ribonucleoprotein complex
Molecular function (GO): mRNA binding
Source: RefSeq, a predicted model, not a curated record
UGCGUUCUAGAAAGAAUCGACAGAGCCGGAGGUGUUUGUUGCGUACUGUCGAGAAGGCCUAUGGUUAGCAAACUGCAGCGCUGAUUAUUUUCGCAUCGCGAAGACCCGAGAAGAAACGAGACAACCAUGACUACGAGGGUGUUCAUAGGGCACCUCAGCUAUCAGGUGCGCGAGAAGGACGUGGAUCGCUUCUUCAAGGGUUACGGACGCGUCGGAGACAUACACCUCAAGAACGGCUUCGGAUUUGUGGAGUUUGAAGACCACAGAGAUGCCGAUGAUGCCAUCAAGGAUCUCAACGGCAAGGAGCUGCUUGGCGAAAGGGUUUCCGUGGAGCUGGCACACGGAAGUCGGCGUGGACCGGGGGGCAGGAUCCUUGCACCGGGUUCACGGGACUGGAGGUCGCCGCCAGGAGGAGGAGGGGGAGGAGGGGGCCGCUACCAGGGUGGCUCCAGGGACAGUAGGUUUGGGCCUCCGGUGAGGACCAACUACCAGCUGGUCGUCGAGAACCUGAGCAGCCACGUCAGCUGGCAGGACUUGAAAGACUACAUGCGCCAGGCGGGUGAGGUGACCUUCACUGAUGCGCACAGCAACCGGCCGAACGAAGGGCUUGUCGAGUUCUCCAACUAUGCGGACAUGCGGAACGCCCUUUCCAAGCUGGACAACACUGACCUGAGUGGUCGCCGGAUUAAGCUGUACGAAUCUAAGAAGAGCCGCGCAUCAAACCGGUCCCGCUCAAGGUCCCGCUCCCGGUCUCGUUCCAGGUCCCGCCGCUCGACCUCGGACUCGCGUUCACGCUCCCGCUCCAGGUCCCGCUCUCGCUCCCGGUCGGCGUCCAAGACCCCGCCGCGCAGGAAGAGCCGCUCGGACAGUCCGCGCAACAACCGCUCCCGCUCCCGGAGCGCCUCGCCGCCGCAGCGCCGCCACUCGGCCUCCAAGUCGCCCCCUUCCAAGCGGAACAGCCCCGACGACUGAGCCUGCCGCCGAGCCUUUUGCAUUUCCCUUCCCUUCCUGGCCGCAAGCAACGAAGCUAUGCUUCUCGCUUAACAGGCUCCCUUCUCUUGUCUUUUUUAUUCUUUUUUUCACGCUUUCCGUGCUCUCGUCGUUGUCUUCAUCGUGAAUUUCUCAUGCAUGCCGCCCCAUAUGAUGAAGCCCGUGGAAGCUUUCACCAUUUUGUCGUCUGCUACCAAUCUUUGUCAUCGGCUCUGAGAGAGCGAGAAAGGAAGUGUAGGACAAUGUUAUUGUGCACAAUGUGGAAACGCCAUCUUUUUUUUAGUACAUUGUUUUCUUCACAAAGUUGGAUCUUGCCAUCAGCGCCAGCAUCAAGGGGGCUUUGAUGCCUUGCGUGACCAUACACAGCUUCAUCUGUUUUGGGAUUUUUUUUCUUUACUGCAAAUUUAGAGAGAGAUCGUGGGGAGGUUUUACCUGUGCUCCGGAUGAAAACUGUAGCCGCCUGUAUGUUCUACCUUUCUUUCUGGGAUGCGGUAGCAGGUAUUGCGAACAAAGGGAGUAGGAUAUGCAGAUUCCCACUUUGUAGUCGUCCUCUGCCCGGUUAGUUCACGGUUGAGUUAUGUCACCGAAGGAAUCACACUUGAAGCAGCCGAACAGGUCCAGUAUUUUUCUCACUAAGUGUUUUUGUUAAUAAUGUAAUUGUGCCUUUUAUUUUAGUUGAUCACUAAAGGCCUUUUAGAGGUGAUGUGUUGAUUCAUCUUUUGUAAAGACUUCAUUGGGUGGAACCAUGAAAUGUGUUACUUUCUCUUUUGUAUUUUUUUUUUCCACGUGUGUAAUAAAAUGUGUCCCACCAAAUGUUUUUCUCUUUUCUUCGAUGCACUUUGUGUAGUGGGCGUGAUUGUUGCACUUCGAUGUUCUGAUUGAUUGAUUGAUUGAAAUAACUUUAAUGAGGUCCUGCGGGACGCGAUUGCAUUAUUCAAAACUUGGAACAUGAUACAGGUAUGUUGUCGCACGUUGCAAUCCUAGGCAUGAAAAUUUUCUAAACUCUCUUUUGAAAGCCCAUUCGAGAAAACUUUAUUGAUUGUGGCCUUGUAAUGCAACUUAGCUUUUGUUUUACAGCGAAUUUGCCUUUAGCUCUGCCUACGUCGACUGUAUUGGAGAAUGCUUGCUUGCCAUAAUUUUUAAGUUCCACACUCGUGUUCAUUCACUAGUCUUCGCAUAGGCACUUGUACAGUUACUCGUGUUCAGUUCAUGCUCUCGUCUAUUCUGGAUUCUCGGGCACUCUUAUGCUCGUACACCUUCACGUCUACUUGCACCAAAUUCUCUCGCACACACUCUAUAGAAGCUCUCAUUCAUACUCUUGACACACUUGUUACUCUUUCAAUUACUCGCACUUAGUUCAUACUCUAGUCUACUUGAAAUUCUCGGGUACUCGCGUCUGCCAGCACCAAGUACUCCAUCACACUCAGAUGCUUAGUAGGUACUCGCGUUCAUAGACUUGUCCCACUUGUAGUUACUCUUCCUGUUACGUUCAGUUCAUACUCUGAUCUCGGAAUUCUUGGGUACUCGCUCAUGCCCAUACGCCGUCACAGCUGCUCGCACCACUCCCUCACGCACGGACACUUAGAGGCUCGCAUUCAUACUCUAGCUGUGUCACUUGUUACCCUUUCAUACGCAUCUGUUCGCUCGCAUACGCCUAUUCACACAGGUACUCGUUUAUGCUCGUUCGUCUACUCGCUCAAACUGCGUCGUCCCUACUCGCCGGGGAGCUCGUUAAUCAUACUGAAGUUCGCUGGCGUUCACAGGUUCUCGUGUUUAGUACUAGUGUCUACUCGCUCCCUACGACCUGCAAUCGGACUCGUACGUCCACGCGCCCUUGUCGGUUAUCCCUUCACUCGUACGUCCACACCCUCGCCGGUUCUCCCUGCACUCGUACGUCUACUCGCCUUCACCGGUUCUCCCUUCACUCGCCCUCACCAGUUCUCACUUCACUCGCGCUCGUACGCCCACUUACCCUCACUGGUUAUCACCCUCUCUCCCUUCAUUCGCACACGUAUGUCUACUCGCCCUCACUGGUUCUCCCUUCACUCGCAUACCUGCCAAGUCUCCCGGAUUACCCGGGAGACUCCCUGAUUUUGAACGUUUCUCCCGGUUGUACGGGUCAUAGGAAAAUCUCCCGGAAAUCUAGUUUUGCCCCGCGCGUCCAGUGCUUUGUCUGGCCACGUGGGCAAAGUUGUCUGGCCACGAAGUAGAAAGGAUUCUUUUUUUUUUUUAACGAUGGUAGAAAGGUUCAACUUAGUUUAAUUGCGCAUGAAGUAGCAAGCGACGACAGGCCUCGCACGCGGAGCGAUGUUAUCGCAUGUGCCCUUCGCGCGACGGUGACGGCCGGGUCGUUUCAUCUCUGCUUCAACCGCGUUGGUCCCUAGCGCGCUUGUACUCGCACGUGAAACAGACGAUGUGUAAGCGAUGUUAUCGGUUGUUAUCGGUUUGGACUCUGUACAGAUCAGCGGCGACCGCAACAUCCCGCUGACAGUGUCCAUAUAAUUGCUAUCGCAGUGCCCCCCCCCCCCCUCCCCCCGUUGAGUGGAUCUCCCGGAUUCCGUUUCUCCAAACUUGGCAGGUAUGCACUCGUACGUGCACUCGCCCUCACCGGUUCUCCCUGCACUCGUAUGUCUACUCGCCCUCACCGGUUCUCCCUGCGCUGGUAUGUCUACUUCUUCAGUGGUUAUUCAGGAAAGGAAAAAGGCACCUAAUUUCUGUCUGCCUAUAGGCGAUACGGCGCAGUGCCUUGUAGGGGUGGGGGUAAGGAGGGAAUAAAAGAAUAGUAGGAAAAUAGAGAGAAAAGUGAGAGGAGCACAUCCAUCCAACGAAGAGAAAAGAGGACAGGAAAGAUUGGGAAACGGGAGUUCAGGGACGGGUCCGCGAAACACAGCUAGAGGCACAGUGCACAACAUCGACGAAACGGAGAAGGUCCCGACGAUGAGCGGCGCACGGCAUAGCGGGCGAGGAGUCCGUCACGGGGCGCCGGUCAGCGAGAGGUACGAGGAGUAAUCCAGGACAUCGCGGCCGGCACGUCCGUCUUGCUUGAAAUCCAGCGAGCGAAUCCCGAGCGAAUCACCCUCGGUAUGUCUACUCGCCCUCAUCGAUUCUCCCUUCACUCGCACUUGUACGUCCACUCGCCCUCGCCGGUUCUCCCUUCACUCGCACUACUCGCCCUCAUCGAUUCUCCCUUCACUCGCACUUGUACGUCCACUCCCCCUCGCCGGUUCUCCCUUCACUCGCACUCGUAUGUCUACUCGCCCUCACCGGUUCUCCCUUCACUCCCACUCGUACGUCCACUCGCCCUCACCGGUUCUCCCUUCACUCGCACUCGUAUGUCUACUCGCCCUCACCGGUUCUCCCUUCACUCGCACUUGUACGUCCACUCGCCCUCGCCGGUUCUCCCUUCACUCGCACUCGUAUGUCUACUCGCCCACGCCGGGUUCUCCCUUCACUCGCAUUCGUACGUCCACUCGCCCUCACCGGUUCUCCCUUCACUCGCAUUCGUACGUCCACUCGCCCUCACCGGUUCUCCCUUCACCUGCACGUUCACUCACUCUCACGGGUUCUUCCUUCACUUGCCCUCACCAGUUCUCACUCCACUCGCACUCUUAUGUCCACUCACCGUAACAGGUUCUCACUCGCCCUCACCGGUUCUCGCAAUCGUACGUCCACUCGCCCUCACCGGUUCUCCCUUCACCCGCACGUUCACUCACUCUCACGGGUUCUUCCUUCACUUGCCCUCACCAGUUCUCACUCCACUCGCACUCUUAUGUCCACUCACCGUAACAGGUUCUCACUCGCCCUCACCGGUUCUCGCAAUCGUACGUCCAUUCACCCUCACCGGUUCUCUCCGCUAUCACUCGCAUUCGUACGUCCACUCUCACUAGUUCUCAUUCACGUUUGUACUCGUGUUUGCUCAGCUGCUCUACAACGUUCGUACACAUUCACUCAAGAUUGCCUGUUCUCAUGUCCCAUUUGACCACAAAAGUCCGUUGGACAUCCUCGCUCCAAACCUGUAAUGGGUCGUCUUAAGGGCAACGCACGGGUGUAAACAUGGUAAAUAGAAAUUUCUUGAAAGCUAUACGAAAAUGUCGUAUACGUUUCAUUAGAGAUUUUUAGCAAGUUACGGAAAUACGGAACGCAAAUACGGUACGGGACUACGGUAGAGCCCCUCCUCUCUCGCUCGUUGUGCUUUUGCCGCUCCUAAUUCCAGUGAAGGUACUCCAACACCACAAAGGCCUCUUCAGAAAUUACUGUGGGGUGUCACGCCUGUGGGAAUUCAGGCGUCCGCGCCAGUGGCUCGACGCCAUCUUCCCUUGGAGAGUUCUCGUGUCCCUCUCCUCUCGACCGGACGGGUGGCAGCUGGUCAUAAAUCGCCGUCACUUUGCUGCCACCCCGCCCUCGAAGGUUAAACACGGUGGCCGAUUGGCCCAAUUUUUGGCGGGAUUUGGACCUGGCUCGCGCUCGCCUGGAAGCGGCGGGCGCGCGACCAGGUUCGAGAGAGACCACUUGGGGACCUCGAAGGGUGCGUACGCGUUUUGGCCGCUCCGGCCGGCGGCGAUCCUUUGUUCUUUGUUCUUCGCCGCCGGCCGGCGGUUACGUCGUUUUGUCGGGGCUCCGGCCUCAGCGGGCGCGCGCCACCCUCCGCGGUCUCGAAGUCCCGAGGCAGCGCCUCGCGAUCGUGCACCGUAUGUUCCUUUUAAGUGUUGCUAUGUCUGUUCUGUUUCCUUCUGCUCUGGGGUGCGAGAUCGCGGGAGCGCUGGCCGAGGGGUAGGUCGGCUCUCCAAACCUGGUUCUUUCUUUGUUUGUUCGUUUUGUGGGUGUGCCAUUCGCGGCCACAUUUGGUAACAAUUGUAUUAGCUAAUUGGUGUCCUGUGUAACUAUCUUACAUGCGAUUGGUUGUAAUGAAUUAUCGUUCUCUUGUAUUAAAAUCCCCCGUAAUAAAUCACUGAUUUGGA